CUCUCUCUCUCUCUCUUAGUGAGCUUCGUGGACUGCGGUAGAGGGAAGGUGUGGUUCCAGAUUGGCGACUCGUCUGAUUUCAGGGUGAGUGAGGACGGUGCGAUCUACACCCUUCAUCGCCUCAGCCUUGUGGGAAGUGGAAAAGACGUGGCGGUGGUCUACGCCCGAGACCCGCAGUCCAAACAGGUCUGGAAGACCAGAGUGCACCUCCGCGUUGGUCCACAUGGCAACAGCGCAGGACCUGAACAGGUGAAGCCCGGUGAUGCAACACUGACUCAGCGGGUACCAGAGAUCUUGUUUCCAUGGCGCAGCGUGGUUGUCAGGGGCGAUGGCACUCUGAGGCGGGUGAAGAGGGACUGGGUCAUUCCGCCGAUCAACGUCCCAGAGAACUCACGAGGACAGUUCCCCGAGGACCUAGUCAGAAUCCGCUCAGACCGGGAUAACAACCGGAUGCUGCGGUACAGCGUGACGGGCCCCGGGGCCGACCAGCCUCCGACCAGCAUCUUCAUCAUCAACCCAAUCUCGGGCCAGCUGUCCGUCACCAAGCCUCUGGACCGAGAGCACAUCUCCAACUUCCAUUUGCGAGCCCACGCGGUGGACCUAAAUGGGAAUCAGGUGGAGAACCCCAUCGACAUCGUCAUCAACGUCAUCGACCAGAACGACAACAGACCAGAGUUCACACACACCAUCUUCAACGGCUCUGUACCGGAGGGAUCUAAGCCUGGAUCCUUUGUCAUGACGGUGACAUCAGUGGAUAAGGACGAUCCAAAAACUUUUAAUGGGAUGCUGCGCUACAAGAUCCUCUCCCAGAAUCCCCAGAGCCCCUCCUCCAACAUGUUCACCAUUAACAACAAGACGGGUGACAUCAUCACCGUGGCAGCGGGGCUCGAUCGGGAGAAAGUCACCCAGUACACCCUGAUCAUCCAGGCUACGGACAUGGAGGGGAACCCCACCUACGGCCUGUCCAACACGGCCACCACUGUCGUCAGGAUCACCGACGUCAACGACAACCCGCCCGAAUUCACCACCGACACAUUCUUCGGGGAGGUCCAUGAGAACAGGGUGAAUGUGAUCGUGGCGAACCUGACUGUGACGGAUAAAGACCAGCCCCACACUUCAGCCUGGAGCGCCGUGUAUCGCAUCAUCGCCGGAGACCCCACCGGACGCUUCUCCAUCCCCACCGACCACACCACCAACGAAGGCCUGCUCACUGUGGUCAAGCCCAUAGAUUUUGAGCUGACCCGUUCCUUCAUGCUGACGGUGGAGGCAGAAAACGAGGUUCCACUGGCCCGUGGAAUCCACCUGCCUCGGCAGUCCACGGCGACUGUCUCCGUUCGGAUCCUGGACGUCAACGAGAGUCCAGAGUUCAGCCCCAAUCCCAAGUCCAUCAAAUUGGAGGAGGGUCUGCCUGCGGGGUCACUGCUCACCACCUUCACUGCCCAGGACCCUGACCGUUUCUUGAGACAAACUGUCCGGUAAGAACACACCAGCUGGAAGCCGAGACUUUAGAGGCUUUCCUCUUAUAAAAAAACAAUAUCAAAUAUUGAACAUCUUAACUCUGUGUGUACAGGUAUCCCUCCUGCCAGUGGGACGGGCACCCUUCAGAUGUACCUGCUGGACAUAAAUGACAAUGCGCCUCACGUGUCCCCCCCUGAGGUGGAAAUGUGUGAGAAGCCAGAUCCGAACGCCAUCAACAUCACAGCCAGUGACCCCGACCUGACCCCUAACGCUGGACCCUUCGCCUUCGAGCUGGCCAACCGUCCAUUAGAUGUACGCCGCAACUGGACGCUGAAUCGCGUCAAUGGCGAGUACGCCCAGCUGAGACUGAGGAUUGGCUCCCUGGCAAGUGGGAUCUACGAGGUUCCCAUCAAGAUCACAGACUCCGGCAACCUGCCCAUGUCCAACACGUCCUACCUGAGGGUCAAGGUCUGCCAGUGUGAUCACCAUGGCGACUGUGUGGACAUGGAGCGAAUCAUCGCCGCUGGACUGGGCACCGGAGCCAUCAUCGCCAUCCUCAUCUGUAUCAUCAUACUAUUAGUGCUGGUGCUGCUGUUUGUGAUGUGGAUGAAGAGGAGGGACAAGGAGCGUCAGGCCAAGCAGCUCCUCAUCGACCCAGAGGACGACGUGCGAGACAACAUCCUCAAAUAUGACGAGGAGGGAGGAGGAGAGGAGGACCAGGACUACGACCUGAGUCAGCUGCAGCAGCCUGACGCCCUAGAGCCAGAGUGCGUCAAGGUGGGGAUCAGACGUAUGGAUGAGAGGCCUCUCCAUCAUGACCACCAGUACCCCCUCCGCUCUGCCGCCCCCCACCCAGGAGACAUCGGAGACUUUAUCCAUGAGGGCCUGAAGGCAGCGGACAACGACCCCACCGCCCCCCCCUACGACUCCCUGCUGGUGUUCGACUACGAGGGCAGUGGCUCUGACGCCGGCUCCCUCAGCUCCCUGCACUCCUCCUCGAGCUGUGGCGACCAGGACUAUGACUACCUCGGCGACUGGGGGCCGCGCUUCCGCAAGCUGGCCGACCUGUACGGCGGAGGGGAUGACUAGCGCCCCACCCCCACAACCCCCGCCUGCAACAACCACCCUCCCCCGCCCCACCGUUUGCUGCUCCAGGGCUCAGGUGGGGCGGGUGGGGUUGAGGAAACGAGGAUUACGGAGGGUAAAUGCACGGGGGUAUUGGAUCUGCACUUCUGCUUCACCACGGUUCAGCUUGUAAAGAGACCUGCUGCCCACUUGACGACGGUUCGAUGAUACUAGGGACCAUUCGGACUCCUGGCCUAGCAAUUCAGGCUGAUGGACAUCACUGAGUGUUAGUCCUUGUGCUAACACGUGUGAGCAAUGCGCUCAGAGGGGACUGGUUGUCUCCACGGCGGCUAAGAGCUACAACAGCCAUGCUACAGACGCUCAUUUACACUUGAAUCUCACAGUACAGGAGCACUGGGGUCAAAUGUGCCUUUUUGUACAUUCUUUUGAUUGUGUUCAGUCUUGAUUCUAUGCGUUGCUUUAAAAGCUCCCGGUGUUUUUGCGACGGCGACUGGAGCACUUCGCCACGUGUGUGUGUGUGCGUGUGCGUGCGCGCGCGUGUGUGUGUGCGUGCGUGCGUGUCAUUUCCACAGAGACACACUGGAUGGACGCUAUAAAAGGGCAACGCGUAUUAUGAGACGGAUGAUCCUGCCAGCAGAAACAUGGCUUUACUUGUACAGCUCUGGGUGUUGAAGUUUUUUCUCUUUCCAUCGGAUUCAGGCAGGAAAUGACAAGCAGCCUCCCAAUCACAGGUUAGCAGAAUCCCAUCUACAUAUUCAGUUUGUCUUUUGAUUAGUAACCGAGAACAGAGAUUGAACUGCAGUGAGGAAUGGCUGCCUCCCCUUGUUUUCAGCACUCUUAGAUAAUCGAGGACAUUUAACGCCAUGACGCAUUUAAAUAACAUUCUCUCUGAAUGGAGGUUUUUACAAGCAGGGAAUGUUUUUUCAGUUUAAAUAUUGUGGUUAUGUCCUUGUUGUGCUUUCAUGAAUGGGGAGUUAGAAUGGAAUGUAGUUUAGCUCAUUUCUAGGACGACAAAACACAGGGAAGCAAAGUGGCGAGAGACGGUGAUGAAGUAUAAUUUCCAUUCAUGUGUUUGUGCAGAUGAAAGGAAACGAAAAGCAAAAAACACCAACAAAGAAUCAAGACCCCAACGAAGAAAAACUCAAAUCUAAAAACAUUUGAAGCACUUUUGUUUGCAGAGCGACGGUCGGAUCAAUAAACUGACAGUCGUGAACAAAAUGAUAGAGGAAGAUAUUUUGUCAAUUUCCGACCACAUUUUCAUGACUUUUACAUGGAUAUUCAUGGUCCCAGGAGGAUAAAAUCAAAGAUGAAAAGUUCCACUUGUAUAAAAGAUAUGGAACAGGAGAAACUGAAUAUCUACGUACACAUGUGAUGUACUGUACAAACACAUCUUCUGUUGCUAAAUCUGUUGUAGUAUUCACUCUUUCCACCUUUAAUUUCAGAUGGAUGGUGUUUUUGAGAAUAGAUGCAGUAUCCAACAUAUCGACUUUACUUCCACCCGACCUAUUACCAGACCGGCCCUUCUUUCAGCACCGUUUUUUGGAAAGACUUUGAAGACGAGCAACACUUCCCUGUUGGGAAGGUUUACCCAGAUUAACAUCAGCUCAAGAUGUAAAGUGAUCUGGUUUGAAUAUGUGUUCAUGUGCAGUUCAUUCUUCACAUAAUGAAGCGGUUUCUGCAGUUCAGACAUCCAGAGAAUUCAUUACACAUUAAAAGAACUAGUAGGAAGCUGUUGGCCUAGCAGCAUUAAGGCCACGAACACCUUUACUUUCAUUCAAUGAGAACAUCUGCUGCAUUGAAUAUGUAUUAUUUCAUAUUAUAUAUCCGGAUAAAAAAAAUACCAUCUUAAAAUUUGGGCCGCUACGUUAUUUGUUGUUAUCACAAAGUCACGAUAUUGAGUUGAUAAUAAAUGGGUCAAAGGUUCUUGGGUUCCUUCAUGCUCUCUUAAGAACUGCAGCAUCGUAUAGAGGAGCAGUGCUCCAGCGUGUGAGGCUGGAGGAACUGCUCCCUGCAGACUUCCAGCCUUUGACAGUGUUGUGUUGCUUUCUCUUCAUGGGAAGCAGACGUCGGUCAAAACCAGAGCUGUAUGAAAGAGCUGCAUAUUUUUACCAGUUUGGUGUUCCAAGACUAGUGAGAAGACAUGUACAGUAAUGCUAGACUUUAGAUAGAUACCUUCUGUUUUUUGUUUUUCGCUUUUAUCACGAUGUAACUUAUGCAGCCGAUUGCUAACAAAGAGAGACAUCGGUCCUGGUUUUGUAGCAACGAUACUUCUCGAUACUCUGCUGUGGAUUAAAUACAAAAAAAGGCAAUGUUUCUUCUGUCUGCUGAUGGUUUGCCUUAGUGUCCUCUGGUCCUCUCCACCUGGCUCCUCACUGUAAACUGAAAUAUGUACAGAUUGUAUUUUUCUCUCUUGUUCUUUUGGCUGUGAUCUCUGAAGAAUGACAUGCUAAUAUCCUGAAUCCUUGUAUAUGUGUCAUUUGGAUUACAAAUUAAAAUGUUUUUGCAUGUU
This is a messenger RNA of Anarrhichthys ocellatus (wolf-eel), 5053 nucleotides long. RefSeq names its product cadherin-2-like. The record is from RefSeq and is a predicted model, not a curated record. The annotation marks the transcript as partial. Gene Ontology annotation, biological process: cell morphogenesis; adherens junction organization; multicellular organism development. Gene Ontology annotation, molecular function: beta-catenin binding; calcium ion binding; cadherin binding. NCBI's taxonomy places the organism in Eukaryota, Metazoa, Chordata, Actinopteri, Perciformes, Anarhichadidae. The transcript has 13 exons. Gene Ontology annotation, cellular component: apical part of cell; adherens junction; neuron projection.